CCUCCACGCUCGCUCUUAAUGAAACGCCGGUACCCGCGGCUCGCGCUGCGCUCGCUCCAUCAGAGUGCUCCCUUUAAAAAGUUGUUAAGGCGCUUUUCUCGCCGUCUCCCUCGCGCCCUCUCGUGUUGCAACAAAAUAAUAUCCGCGGGUGGUGGCUUCCGAGGCUGCAACCGUCAAGAGAUUUACCGAGCGUGGCCGGAAUGAAACCAUAAUAACAUUGUAAUUCAACGACAAUAAAUAACUGUUUUAAAUUUACUCAACCUAGGAUAAAUGAUGAAUCAUAUAUAUGUAUUAUAAAUUCAUAAUUUUGAGAUGAUUUAACCUCAGAAGGAGGAUUGUUAUGACAAUAACGCGAUGUGAUACAAUACCAAGGAAGUUGUUGGUAUCAAAUGUCUUUUGGCAUCAUGGCGUCGGAAUCAUCGCGACGCUCAAGAUCCGUUUCCAUGGAAACCGGAGGUCUACCAUUGGUUUCGACGUUUGCUCUGCUCACUAUUGUUGCAGGUCAACUGCAAGGAUCGGGCUACAGUGAGCAAGAGCCUGAGUUUCUGUCGCCACUAGAAAACCUGACAGUGGCACAGGGCAGAGAUGUACACUUCACGUGUACUGUCAACCAUCUUGGCACUUAUAAGGUGGCCUGGAUAAAAUCAGACACGAAGACGAUCCUAGCGAUCCACACACACAUGGUGACGUUGAAUCCUCGUCUGUCAGUCACCCAUAAUGGCCAUAACACUUGGAAGCUUUACAUCAGUAAUGUGGAGCCUAAGGACUCUGGCACCUACAUGUGUCAGAUAAAUACAGACCCUAUGAUGAGUCAGAUGGGACACCUCUCAGUGGUGAUACCACCAGACAUUGCCGAUGACGACGGCUCCGAAGCCAGUGCUCCUGAAGGAGGUUCAGUGGAGCUUCGCUGCACAGCGGCUGGAGUCCCAGCACCUAUUAUAUCCUGGAAGCGGACUGGAGGACGGAAUAUUGUGUUCCGUGAUGACAAUGGAAAGGAAGUCAAAGUGGUAGAGAGUUUCGUUGGCUCGACUUUGGCGCUAAAAGGACUUCAGCGUUCCGACAUGGGGACGUAUUUGUGCAUCGCAGCUAAUGGCGUCCCGCCAACUAAGAGCAGGCGAUAUGAAGUCUCAGUGUUAUUCGAGCCGAUCGUACGUGUGGGGAGUCCAGUAGUACUCCGAGCGGCAGACAUGCAAGUCACUCUCCAAUGCUACGUUGAAGCUUCGCCUAAAUCACUUAACACCUGGCAGCGAGGAAAAUCACAAGCCGGUGGAAAACUGCUGAACAGCUCAAAAUACGUCAUAUCAGAGGAAAUACUGAACGAGUAUGCUUUGCGAAUGAACCUGACAAUAAAUCGACUGAAGAAGGGAGAUUUUGGUGAAUACACAUGUUCGGCGGCCAACGGGUACGGCAAAGCUGAAGGCAUCAUCACUUUGAAAGAAACGCCGCAAAGGACUACGACGACGACAACAACUACAACUACGACGACAACAACAACUCCGCGUCCGACAACAACAACGCUUGCGACAACGCGACCUCCGAAGCGUCACCUCAAGAAACAACAUGACCGCGGCAAUCAGAACGCCCUCGACGCCGACAUGCGCCAAGCAGAGCUCAACAAUGCCUUCAACUUCUACAACAGCGCCUUCACACCACCCAACAACUCGGUCAACGAGUACGCUCAAAGAACCGAGCGCCAGAAACUACGCCCCACUGGCUCAACACGACAAUACAUCGUAUACAACAAAACCAACAAAAUCCAAAACACCAUUCUAUUUACCAUGUUCAUAUUACUACUAAAAGUUUUUGUAUAGACAGAAAUUAGAUUUCUGAUUUAUUUUAAAAAAUAUAGCAUUAACAUGUAGGUAGUGAUAAAAACAUGGCUGUUGAAUUUUAUAUGUGUAAGUACGUAUUUUGAGGUUGUUGUAAACGUUUUAGUGGAUCUUGAUGUUAAUAUUGUUAUGUAUAAACAUUAUCGGCAGUUGUUUGAUAAAAAUAAUGAGUUACGGCCUUAAUAUGUAAAUUGAGACAAUAAAUACGAAGUUCUUAAUAGUAAGGCUCGACUGUCUUUGGCCUGUUUAAACAUAAUUGAUAAAUGCCGGUGAUUAAUUGCAAGUACCUACAAUCCUACAUAUAUUGAGCGAGCCUAGAGGUAGCAUACGCAUUUAAUUAGCUUGAUAAAUAAGCAAGAAAUCUUUAAUGUUCACUCGCAUUCAUCAAAAUAACGAACGGGCAUAUUUUCCUAAAAUUGCUGAUGAAAAUAAAUAUUUAUGUAUCUUACAUAAAAAUAAUAUAUCAUUGUUAUCAUAUCAGGUGGCUAUUGAAUAAUGAAAUAUGGAUUAAAAAAUGAUAGACUUGAAACAGAUCGAAGGAAUAUCUGAGAAAGAUUUAAAAACUCCGUUUAGCUAACAUUUUAUUAUUCUCGUAUUAUUAUUCUAUACAAUUCUUAUUAUACAAUAAU
Molecule: messenger RNA, 2458 nt
Organism: Spodoptera litura
Lineage: Eukaryota; Metazoa; Arthropoda; Insecta; Lepidoptera; Noctuidae
Product: lachesin
Cellular component (GO): neuron projection
Source: RefSeq, a predicted model, not a curated record